UUUAACGAUACCGAAAAAGAAUUCAUCAAAGAAACAAUAAUUAAACAAGCUGUAGAGCAAGUGACAAUGGUAUCAAAACAUAUGAAAGAAAGUAAAAGUACUGGAUUCUCUGCAGUUCUUAAAAUCACUAUUCAAAGGUACUUUUCACUACCAAAACACAAAGAACCACUCCCAGAUGUUGUAGAGUGUCCUGCAUUAUGUGAGCUUUCGUACUCACAUACUCAUUUGCUUGAUAAUAUUGCUGUUAAAAAUUUCAAACCAUUAUCAAAGCUAACACAAAAGCAUCUGAUAGAGUUAUUUGAAUUAGGACACACAGCAGCUUCUGCAAGACAGAUGUUGCAAAUGGAAUUAGAGCUUCAGAAUAAUGAAGAUUAUGAAGAAGCAUGUAUGGACAGUUCUAAGCUACCAGCUACCCUCAAUAUCUGUAAAUCACUUGCUGAAUAUCAAAUUUAGGAAAAUCUAUGGGUCACGAAAAGAAAGUGAUAUCAUCAGUGAAAUUUAAAAAUAUAUUUCUUCUUACAAUCAACAACCAUUCUAUAAAGCUGCUUUUUUAAAAGAAAAGAGCAUUUUGGAGAUUGCUAUAGUGAUUCCAAUAAUGAAGUGAAGUAUAGAUUUACUUAGCAAUGUUCAAGAAUUAAUAAUGGUUGAUGUAUCUGGCCACUGAUUAAAUCAUCAUGUUUAUUUUUUAUUUCUCCAGGUGUAGCUGGAGGAGUACCUAUUGGUGCAUCAUCACAAAUGCAGAAGAAACUAAUGUUUCUCGUGAAGGAGUGAAACUUCUUUGUGACUGUUUCCCUGAAAAAUAUUGUUUAUUGCAAAAUGGUCAACUGAUUGUAAUGACAGAUGCUGAUCUAAAAGAAAGAGAAGUUCUGAGUGAAAUAUGGCCUAAUUCCACUUACUUACUCGUCAGUUUCAUGUGCUGAAAGCAGUGUGGCAAUGGCUUAUGAACAGUGAACAUAAAAUUCUAAAAGAGCACUGUCAAGAAUUAUAUAUUUCUUUUAAAACAUUUAUGUAUGCAGAAAUGGAAAUGCAGCUGAAAGAGUUGCUUCAAAAUAUGUUGGAGAAUAGCACUGUCAGGAAAUAUGACAAGUUUACCAUAUGUUUGAGAAAGUUGUUCUCCAAAAAGCAAUUAUGGUGCACUUGUCGUAGAAAAAUGCUCUUUACCUGGGGAGACAAUGCAACAAACUAUGUUGAAAGUUUGUUGAAAGUUUGUUUAAAGUUUUAAAAGAGACCAUACUUAGGCAAGUAAAAGCAUUUUGCUAAUUUCAGCUAUUGGACUUCAUCACAAAGUUUGAGAAAUAUCUACAUUGUAGUUAUUUAGAUUUUAGUUGUGGGCAUUCUUUCAAAAAGACUAGUACAAAAUUUUUUGUCUAAUUAUAAAGGGAUUCAGAACAUCAUAUCACUAAAUAAGGACAACGCUUAUUUUGAAAUUGAUCACUAUUUUGUUGAUUUGGAAAGUUCCAUUUGUACUUGCUUUGUUGGUAUGAAUGGAAAGUUUUGCAAGCAUUUAAGUGCUGUGAUUCUAAAGCAAAAUAAACAAUCAACAUUUGUCUAUUCACUAAAAAGUAGGAAAUUAAUGUAUAAAGUGGCUACUGGGAAAAAAAUUGGAUUCAAAUAGUACUUGCUACCUUUAAGUUUUAACCCAUCACACAAUGCAGCUUUCCUUCUUUCUCAGUCUAAUGAUGCUCUGCAUCUACAGAUUUCUUCUACGACACCUUUACAUUCUUCUAACGAUAUACUUUCCCAAUCUGAUAAUAAUGCACUUCCAAAUUCUUCAAAUGACACACUUUCACCUACGGAUAUUAACAAAUUUUCAAAGCCUUGCAAUGAUAGCAAGAUGGUUCUACCAGCUAUUAACACUACUUCACAGCCCACAGCUUAUCAAAAUUCAGACAAUGAAACAGAUAAAAAUGAGGAUUACUUACAAAAAUUUGAUGAUAUAAUUAAUCGGAUUAAAUCCGAGCACAAAAACAAUCCCGAUAUUUUUAAGCCAGCAAUAAAAAAAAUAAAAAAAUGGUGAAGAAUGUAAACAAGUUUGGAAAAACGAAACUGGAUUGAUGUCUGCCUUGCAUAACUUUGGAAGGUACUUGUAAUGGCUCACCACUAGAGCAGAAAAACUGCCAACGUGACGAGAAGAAGAGAAACCAGUUCCAGCAGAGAUAAGGGGAAGAACAUGACCUUCGACCCUUCACUUGAUCUGUGGAAAGCAAGCAGUGAGCGACUUUCUCCAUCCCGAUAGUACUUUUUUAAACUUGUUUUUGUAAGCUUGUUAAGUUUGCAUUAGAAAAUUCACAAGAUAGAAAAUAAGAUUUAAUGUAUGGCAGUUUAAUGUUUAUAUUAUAUUGUUGCAAAUUAAUUUUUUUUUUUUUUUUUUUUUAAAGACGAAACGUUUUUUUAUCCAGUUUUGAAGUCUGUUUAGCUAUAGAUUUCUUAAUUGUUUGAUGCUUUACUUUUAAUUUUUAUUGCUGCAAAAAUUGAAACUGAAAGAGUGAUAAAUUUACUACAAUAUACAUUCAGUACAUGAAUUUAAAAAUAUAUUGUUAAAAUUUUAGCUAAACAGUGGUUGGGUUUCUAUUAAGUUUAUUUUAAUUUUCUUUAAAGUAUAGCUAAUGCUAUAUUCUGUGGGUUAAUACUAAUAACUUAUCAUUUUUUACACCACAUUUAAAGAGUUUAAUGAAAGAAAGUGUCAAAUCGCAGUUUGGAAACUUAUGCAUUCAUCUUUAAUAAUAUGGUAGGAUCUAUUCUAUAGAAAAUUUAAGAAGAUAGUUUCAAUAUGAAAAGUCUUGUAAGUGGCUUUCUUGUAAUUUUAUACAUUCUAAACCUAAAUUUCUUUAAUUCAUUAAAAUGUCAUUUAGCGCUUUCUUCCACUAACCUCUUCAACUGUAUGAUGAAAGUUGGAAGAAAUUUACUUAGAUUUCUUCUUUUAUUUUUCUCUCCUUUUAGAAAUCUUAACUACUCAAGCAGAGUUCUGAAGUGCAGCAGAAGGAGAGGCAAUGAAAUACCUGUCCAACCUAAAGCAAUUGCAAGAAGAAAAUCAAUUUAUUGUGAAAGGGAAGUCAAGAUGAUGGAAGACCAGUUAAGCGAGCAUUACCACCUGCCCUAAAAGAACAUGCAGAUGUAAUUUUCUCUGAGUUACCUAAAAAACAUCCAAAAAACAAAGCAUAGUUUGACAUAUUGUGUUGAAAACAAUGUAUCUUUUCCAAGUUAAUUAAUAAUUUUAUUUAAUUUAUACUUAUUAUAUUUCUAUCAUGUUUUAAAAAUGUGCUAGAACAUUCUAACAGGAUUUGUAUAGUGUUAAA
Messenger RNA from Argiope bruennichi, 3296 nucleotides. RefSeq lists its product as uncharacterized. The record is from RefSeq and is a predicted model, not a curated record. The transcript has 3 exons. Bases 67 to 453 code for a protein of 128 amino acids. NCBI's taxonomy places the organism in Eukaryota, Metazoa, Arthropoda, Arachnida, Araneae, Araneidae.